GUUGAACGUCAUGACGUAGGCUGGCGUCACGUAAACCUUUCGGCGCAAAAAUUCAAACGCUGAACAGGAACCAAACUAGCGUCGUAGCUUGCGCAUGUUCGCUGUAUUAUCACAAGCCUUUACUGGAUUAUAAAACAUUUGAGCUAAGAUGAGUGCGGCUUCCACGCCUGUCUCCCGUAUACGUGCAGGAUGGACGUCGUCCUCCAUGAAGAACAAGGGUCUGUCCCCUGCAGCCUGCAGUACCCCGCUGCUGACAGCCUUCCCCGGCAAUGACGACGAGCAAGAACGACGUCAGCGGCGAAGGUCAAGAGUCAUUGACCUUCAAACUGCCACGGACUCCUCCAUCAAUGACUCAACGUCUCACAGUGUCACAGGGACUCCUGCUGCCGUGCCCAAGCUGUCAAAUGCACAAAUCUCAGAGCAUUAUUCUACCUGCAUAAAACUCUCCACAGAGAAUAAAAUCACCACCAAAAAUGCAUUUGGUCUGCAUCUGAUUGAUUACAUGGCUGAUAUUCUCAAACAGAAGGAUUCUGAGCUCACAAACUUCAAGGUGGCAGCUGGCACUCUGGAUGCCAGCACAAAGAUCUAUGCUGUGAGGGUGGAUGCUGUUCAUGCUGACGCCUACAGGGUGCUGGGCGGCCUCGGGGCUGAGACCAAACCAGGAGACGAACACGGUUCUAAGGAAGAAGGCGGCGAUGAAGGUGAAGUGACUACAAAGCAGCCAAAGAAAAAGAGACCUCCUAAGAGGACAGUGGAGCAGAACCUUGGCAACAUCAAUAGCGCCGAGUCUGAGAGGAAGUGUGAGGUGGAUCCCAUGUUUCAGCGCAUGGCCUCGUCCUUCGAUGAGAGCAGCACGGCCGGAGUCUUCCUGUCGGUUCUCUUCAGUGAGGACAGUCGCUGCGAGCUGCUGUUUCCCUCCUACAUGACCCUCCUGCAGUCUGCGCCCUCCUACUCUCCUCCACCUCCCCAGGGAGUCCCCGCGUCCCCGUUCAUGGCCGGACUGCAACGUUCCAAGGACAAAAGCUCCAUCUGCCCCUCGCUGCAGGACUUCUCCUUCACCAGCUGGAACCCCGAGCAGACCAUGAAUCAGCUGUUGGAGAAGAUCAAGCAGGGGGAACACGCGUUCGACGUGAACGCCGAGCCCGAACAUGAAGAAGAUGACUGCCCCGACUUUGACGCCGACUACGAGGACGGAGCGGGUGACUGCGAGGAGAGGUCCAAGGAGCACAAGGACGGCUGUGAGGCCUCCGGCUCGGGCCGAGGAAGGGAUGUGAUUGCCAUCGGAGAGGGGGACAUCACCACCAUGUGUCUGCAGCUGUCCUCUCAGCCGAGGGAGUAUUCCUACUUCAGCCCCAGGACCAUGGCCACGUGGGCCGGACCCGGCUACUGGCAGUUCAAGCCGAAGCACAAGUUGGACCAUUUGCCCGACAAGGAGACCCGUAAAAGGAAACCCAAGAAGGCCUUUGAAAUAGACUUCAACGAGGACGUCAACUUUGACACCUACUUCCGUACCACAAGAGCUGCCACCACCAACAGCAAGUCGGGCCUCAGUGCCAGCAAUAAGAAAACAACGCUGCCAGCGGACUUCCAGUUCCCCCCGGAGACGCUGUCCCAGCUCAGCCUCAAACCCUCCAGCUCGUUGAGUCAAGAAGGCCAAAAAAGGCUGUCCGGGGAGCUCGGAGAAGGUAUUGGAGACUACGACUACAACAACGCCAACGACACAGCCAACUUCUGUCCAGGUCUUCAGGGAGGCGACAGCGAUGAUGAGGGCGAAGGGUUUGCCGGCUCAGACGACACGCAGCCAUCAGGUGACAGUAUACCUCUGCCCUCACAAGAUCAAGAGGGCCUCGCAACCUACGGGGAGGACGAUCUGGUACCCGAGCCCCACCGGGUCAACCAGAUUGAGAUUAAUUACGCUAAAACGGCAAAGAAAAUGGACAUGAAGAGACUCAAAACCAACAUGUGGACUCUUCUGACCGAGAGCCCAGAAAACCCAGCGGAGGAGGACGACGCCGGGGAGAAAUCGGGAGUGUGCGGGGAGAAAGUCUUCAGUAAGACCACAGAGACGCUGCUACAAAGAUUGCCAAACACGAUGGCUCAGAACCUGUCGGUGCCUCUGGCUUUUGUUGCUCUGCUUCAUCUUGCCAAUGAAAAGAAUUUGGAGUUGGUGGAGGUUGAUGACAUGUCCGAUAUCAUCAUCAGACAAGGCCCCUGAGGAUAAAUGAUUGAAUGAGACUCGCUGCCUUUCUCUACUUAUUGGUCUAUUUUACUCUUUACUGUUCUACUUCUGUUUGUUUAGAUGUAUUGAUGUUUUUUUUUCAUUUUCUAGCACAUACUCUGACAAAAGCAAUUGUUUCAAAGUCAAGUCUGCCUUUAUUCCUUCAUAAUUAAUUCAUUGGUCAACCACUUCACAAAAAAUGUAUAUUGUUAAACUAAAUAAAAGCCCUUUUUUCU
This is a messenger RNA of Pungitius pungitius (ninespine stickleback), 2454 nucleotides long. RefSeq names its product non-SMC condensin I complex, subunit H (gene ncaph). The transcript has 18 exons. Gene Ontology annotation, molecular function: chromatin binding. Bases 149 to 2215 code for a protein of 688 amino acids. Gene Ontology annotation, biological process: mitotic chromosome condensation. Gene Ontology annotation, cellular component: condensin complex. Lineage: Eukaryota; Metazoa; Chordata; Actinopteri; Perciformes; Gasterosteidae. The record is from RefSeq and is a predicted model, not a curated record.